Messenger RNA from Pimephales promelas (fathead minnow), 2566 nucleotides. RefSeq names its product stearoyl-CoA desaturase b (gene scdb). Gene Ontology annotation, cellular component: endoplasmic reticulum membrane. Gene Ontology annotation, biological process: response to fatty acid; monounsaturated fatty acid biosynthetic process; unsaturated fatty acid biosynthetic process. Gene Ontology annotation, molecular function: stearoyl-CoA 9-desaturase activity; palmitoyl-CoA 9-desaturase activity; iron ion binding. Lineage: Eukaryota; Metazoa; Chordata; Actinopteri; Cypriniformes; Leuciscidae. The record is from RefSeq and is a predicted model, not a curated record.
ACCAAUGAAAGUGGUAGGGCUGGAUGGCAUCCCUUCAGCCUCGCCCAAUUGCAUCAUUUUAAACGAAAUCAGAGGCUUAACAGACGCAAAAAUUCAUUCACUCGACGGGAGAACCUGCUCAAAUAGCGAUAUAUUUUUUUUUACAGUUGCAUCGGAAACAAGGAGACUCCAACGAGCAUGAAAGCAAUGGCCGAAACGACGACGACGACAGAGGAUGUUUAUGAUGAUGCGUAUGAGGAGAAUCAGGGCCCGAAAUCUCCAGCACAAAUCGUAUGGAAAAACGUUUUUUUAAUGACUCUAUUGCACAUAGGAGCUCUUUAUGGAUUGACGCUUCUUCCAUCUGUCUCUUUCUUAACAUUCAUAUGGACGGGAGUGUGUUUCAUAGUAAGUGCUCUUGGAAUAACUGCCGGUGCCCAUCGCCUUUGGAGCCACAGGUCCUACAAAGCCUCCUUCCCAUUACGAAUCUUCCUAGCGGUUGCAAACUCUAUGGCUUUCCAGAAUGAUGUCUAUGAGUGGGCCAGAGAUCAUCGUGCCCACCACAAGUUUUCUGAGACUGAUGCGGAUCCACACAAUGCCCGCAGAGGAUUCUUCUUUUCUCACAUCGGCUGGUUGCUGGUCCGCAAACACCCACAAGUUAUUGAGAAAGGACGUAAGCUGGAGCUCAGUGACCUUAAAGCAGAUGGGGUUGUAAUGUUUCAGAGAAGGCAUUACAAGUUAUCUGUGCUGGUGAUGUGCUUUCUCAUCCCCACGCUUGUACCGUGGUACUUUUGGGAAGAGAGUCUUUUGACCAGUUACUUUGUCCCUUGUCUGUUGAGAUACACUGUGGUCCUUAAUGCGACCUGGCUGGUCAACAGUGCAGCUCACAUGUGGGGAAUGAGGCCCUAUGACAACAGCAUCAAUCCCAGAGAGAACAAGUUUGUUGCCUUCAGUGCCAUUGGUGAAGGAUUUCACAACUAUCAUCACACAUUCCCCCAUGAUUAUGCUACAAGUGAGUUUGGCAGUCGGCUGAACCUGACCAAAGCUUUUAUCGAUCUUAUGUGCUUCUUUGGGCUGGCGAAGGAAUGCAAGAGGGUAACUCACGAGACCAUCAUAGCCCGUGCUCAACGCACCGGUGAUGGCAGCCACAAAAGUGGUUGAUUUGAUCAUUACAUAUCAAAAACAAAGAAAACAAACAAAAAAAAGGUUAUAAGCCAACAUAUACAAAAGCAUUUCUUAGUGUGCAGUGAAGAUUGAUCUCUGUAUACACUCUCAUAUGAAAUAAGAAGCUCUAGAGUGUGUUGGACUAAUAUGUGUUCUUAAGAAUUCUUUCCUUUUCAUGACUCUGGGGGAUUAUUGUUGGAGAUGGUAAAGGCCAUAGAUUGGGAGGAUAAUUAUGUCUCAGUCUGCCUCAAGAGGCAAGAGAUGGUACUUCACUAGUUAAACAGCCAUGUGCCUCAUUACUGCCCCUCUCAUGAAUAGGUUUAUCUGGCUUAGCAGUUACGGUUCUGAUUUAGAAAAAAAUAUCAUUCCAGAGAGCUAUGCAAGCUGUAAAAUUAAGUUAAGCUAUUAAUUUAUUGCCACUACAUUUUCUUAGGUGAUACACCUAACAGUGUACACAAUUGAUCAUCGGUGAUAAGUUAUUUUUCGAAUAGUUUUGUUAGUACUGACAGUAUGCCUAUAGAUGUAAAUACAUCUUACGUUCAUUAUUGAUUAUAUUUAUUCACAUUACUAUUAUUUAAAUAAAUUAUUCUACAUGCCAAUGGAAAUGUUUUCAGAUCAGUGGUGGUUAUGGAAUUUCCUCAAGUGAAAUGAGCAAUUCAUCAGAAAGUUGUAUUUCAUUUUUCAUGUUGCAUAGCUCUCUAUCUGGUUUCCAUGUCCUCUUUUGGUCCUGUAAAAGAGUACCUGGCAAAUGUGAUGACCAGGAAUAUGGUGACCUCUUUUCUAAUUAAAUACAUUGAAGCACCAAAUGACUAUUUCAAGUAUUGUGGAAAAUAUUUUGAAAGAAAUGUAUCUGUUGAGGUAAAUGUAUUAAGGUGCAUUUAUUCUACCAGAUUUAUUACAGGACAUUUAUUUGUCCUUAUUAUAUAAUAUUAAAUUGUCUUCAUCAGAUAAUAUCUUGCCCUUUGCCUUAUAGAAUAGGGAGAUUUUUGGUUGAUGUAAAAAUGAUGUAUCGCAUCAGAAGAAUUGUUCUAAAAUAAUGAAGUUUUAUCAUUCGGGGUGGGCUCUUUUCUUGGCUCCUCUGUGAUGAAUGAAUGAUAACCUACAAAUAUUGCUUCUCAUAAAUGUUUGAUAGGUUGUUAGAUUUCUCCAAAUAUAAGAAAAACAUUCUCACCAAAUGCUAUAUUUAAAACAUUCACCCAUGUUUAGGAAGAAGACUAAGACAAAUUGACUAUUUUACAGCUCAAUUAUUUGUACAGUGACCUUUGAUGUCUGGGAGCCUUAAUGGGCACAUUUUCAAGGAAUGUUUUCAUGUACCAUAAACCAAAAUUUCUAGAAGUGGGAGAGUUUUACGAGUUGUUCCGUGAGUUUUGUUAUGAAUCAAUAUUAAUCUUUUCUUAAUUGAAUAAAAUGUGUGUAUGUCUGAAAA